Messenger RNA from Cinara cedri, 496 nucleotides. The record is from the annotation of a GenBank genome assembly. Lineage: Eukaryota; Metazoa; Arthropoda; Insecta; Hemiptera; Aphididae.
AUGGACAAAGUGGAUGGUAGCAAGGUUCAGGAAAAAACGUCCGAUCAUUAUAAAACGCACAAUUUACCGAUACGUUUCGAAUGUCCAGGUAACGAAAUUUAAUAUCCAUAAUCAUUAUUAAAACAUUGUAGUAUAAUGUAAUAAAAUCCAGUUUGAGGUUUAAAUUUAAAUUUUUUUAAAGAACAAUUAUUUUGGGAAGUAGUAUCUAUUUUUGUAUGAAUUUUUUUCAAACGAACUCGUCUACUUAUCCAGUCUUAUAUUGUCUAAUGCAAUUUGUUUGGCAACCCGUAAAAUUGAACUUUUUCCAGGUUUGCAAGACUAUAGUACAACUAGGAAAAUCCCGCCGAAUCCAUUCUAUGUUACUACUUCUAACGAUUACGGACUGUAUUCGCCGACGGUGCACACGGUGCGGAAAUGCUAUUACGGUAAACCACAGCGUUUCGGUCAAGAACAGUUCGUCCGAGGCAUGUACAGGGAUCACUCAUUGAACAUGUGA